Messenger RNA from Kockovaella imperatae, 930 nucleotides. RefSeq lists its product as hypothetical. The record is from RefSeq and is a predicted model, not a curated record. The transcript is spliced from 2 exons. Bases 1 to 930 code for a protein of 309 amino acids. Lineage: Eukaryota; Fungi; Basidiomycota; Tremellomycetes; Tremellales; Cuniculitremaceae. Gene Ontology annotation, biological process: establishment of cell polarity; fungal-type cell wall organization; signal transduction involved in filamentous growth. Gene Ontology annotation, cellular component: site of polarized growth; plasma membrane; cell surface. Gene Ontology annotation, molecular function: osmosensor activity.
AUGGUAUACCAACCGGCUUCAUGGGAUGGUCGAGAGACCUCGCUCUUGACUCAGUACCUCGCUUACAUCCCCUCGGCCGAUUUCGAUACUCUGGAUGCGUAUAUGAAGAACCGGAACUCAGCCCUGUUCAAUCAAGAUGGUAUUCCUGGUCAACUUGCCGCUCAGAUCAAUACUGCCUACCCAUUGGCUGCGACGGUUGACGGACCGGGCGGAUCCAAGGACAGUACCUCGUCCGAUGGCGGUGACAAUGGCAAGACGAGAAAGAUCAUCAUUGGGGUCUGCGUCGGCAUCGGCGGCAUGUUGUGGAUUGGUCUCGUCUUCUGGAUUUACAAACGCGUCAAGAGGUCCAACGAGACCAGCGUCCAUCGACGAUUGUCAGAGCACAUGUCCAUGUUUGGAGACUUUAGGCGAUCAGAGUACGCUGGUCGUCGAGUAUCCCGAGCGCCCUCCUUGUCCCCCUCCGAAAUCGACGGUCGACCAUCCUCGUUUUACGCUUCGCCCUUGGAGAACGACCGAUCCAUGAGACAGGUUCAAGGUGAUCCAUUUGCAGACGGUAUGGCUACUGGCGUGUCGGGAUAUUCUGCCUAUACCGGUGCGACAGGCACCACGGGUGGUGGAGACACACCUACAAACUAUGGACCGAGCGUGUUUGGCAAUUCGUGGUUUGCUCAACCUGGCGGACGAAAAGACAUGCCACAUCCGCCCGUACCUGGCAUGACUGGCGGUGGACGCAGAUCCCCACCUACCAUGCGACAAUCUCAGAACCCAUUCGAAGAUAUUGUCACACGAUCAUUCUUGACCACUUCAGGUAGUAUGGAAGGGAUCAAUCGUCGAGCUCCAGGCGUCAGCAAAGGGAUGAUAUCUCAACCUAUCUUGCAGCAACACUCUCUGGAAUGGGAUGAACAGGAGCAUCGAGGCUUCGCAGCGUAA